This is a messenger RNA of Gadus morhua (Atlantic cod), 9634 nucleotides long. Its product is annotated as neural-cadherin. The record is from RefSeq and is a predicted model, not a curated record. The coding region runs from base 295 to 9192 and encodes 2965 amino acids. Gene Ontology annotation, biological process: homophilic cell-cell adhesion. Gene Ontology annotation, cellular component: plasma membrane. The transcript has 33 exons. Gene Ontology annotation, molecular function: calcium ion binding. Lineage: Eukaryota; Metazoa; Chordata; Actinopteri; Gadiformes; Gadidae.
GAGAACCAGAGACGAACCCACUGCCUGCAGCGCCUUGCUCUCUGCAAACGCACAGCGGUGCUGCAUGGAGCCACACGACGGAUCGCCCGCACUCCCAAGAUGAAAGAGCGGAAAGUUAGGAGGCCUUUUUGCUGGUGUGGAUGAUGUUAUGUGAAGCACAGACGAGGAUUUACCCGUGUGAUUUUUAUUUUUUAUUUUUUUUCAUGUUCCACGUCGUUUAGCUAGGGUUUGAAUGGUUUGCUGUCCAAACUCCUGAGAUCUUUUUUUUUUUGGGAUUUACAACUUAGCACCAACAUGGUUUGGACUGUUUUGCUAUGUUACCUUCUGUCGCUGGUUCGUGAGCACAACACGGUGGACCCGUCGCCUCUCUUUCGUGGGCAUGUUUUUGAAAACUCAGCGGCGGCGUCCAAAGUGAUCGGACUGAGUGUUCCCAUGAAGCGCAUCAACGUGCCAGAACGGUGCGCCGAUUCCGGAUUCCACAUGAAACUAAGAGGGAACGGCAGCGAGGAUUUCGUCGUCGUGGCUCAUCACAAACGGGGAAACGUACUACUGAAAACUUCCAGGGCGCUGGACCGAGAGAAACGCUCCGAGUACCUCCUGAGUCUCGGCUUGUGCUGCCAGACGUGCGCGUCCGAGCGCGUCUCGUUUGAGGUGGCGACGCUGAAAGUGGUCGUUUUGGACACAAAUGACCACCCACCCGCAUUUGAAAACACAGACAUCCACAUAAGUUUACAAGACACGACCGCCCUGCGCAGUGUCGUUUAUAAGGCGGAGGCAGUCGACGAGGACGUGGGCAAGAAUUCCGAGUUGACGUACACCUCCAUACCCCAAAACGGCAGUUUCUAUGUGGUGCCGAAGACCGGCGAAGUUCUGCUGGUUGACUCCAUUCUGGGUCUCCCGUCGAAAGUCGUUUUUACAAUCUUCGCCAGGGACCACGGGUUGCCUCCCCUGACCAGUAAAGGCGCGGUAGUGACCAUAACGCCGCACCGGUGGGCCAGGCGCCCCGUGGCUUCCAAGAAACCGGGGGGACGUGCGCAACGGUCCACCAGGGCAUUGCUGGACGUCGGCACGGUGGUCUCCCUGAACGUGUCCGAAGACGCGAGCGUCGGUUCUGUGAUAACAACCCUCGGUGCCGCCAACCGGUUCCACGCAGCCACCUAUGAGUUGAUUUACCCGGGGGAUUCUGAGGGCUCCCCGGUUACUGUGGGGCGGGAUAGUGGAGAUAUCGUGAUAGCCAGGCGCUUGGAUAGGGAAAGCGAACCAUUCGUGGAGCUCACUGUAAAGAUCCAGGAUAAAAGAGGUCCAGACUGGUACCUGAACAAGGUGAAGCUGAAGAUCACGGACGCUAACGACAACGUGCCCGAGUGGAGCAUGGAGCCGUACCCCUACCUGGCGGUGGUGGCCCCAGGAGCAGGGCCCGGGACCCUGGUGUACCAGCUGCAGGCCCGGGACGGGGACGAGGGCAAGAGCGGGGAGGUGGAGUACUUCCUUUCUGAUGGUGGGGAGGGCUGUUUCUCCGUGGACAAGCAGACGGGCCACGUGGUGACCACCGGCGUUCUGCUGCGGAGGAACGCCGAGUACCUGCUGAGCGUGGCGGCGGUGGACGGGCUGGGGGGCCGCAGCGUCUCCGCCGUGGUGUCGGUGGUGGCGGGGCCUCGGGCGCCGCAGUUCACCAACAGCACCUACGCCAUCUCCAUCCCCGAGAACACGCCGGAGGGACAGGCCUUCCUGGUGGUGUUGGCGCUCUCCUUCCAAAAGCAGCCCAUCAGCUACAGCCUGCUGAUCAAUCCCAGCAGCCUUUUCAGCAUCAAGCAGGACAGCGGGGAGAUCAGCCUGACCCGGUCGCUGGACUACGAGAGCGACCAGCGGCGCUACCUCCUCAUGGUGCGGGCCAGCGAGGAGCCUGACAGCCUCAGCAGCGCCAUAGAGGUUCAGGUGGCGAUCACCGACGAGAACGACUGCGUCCCCGAGUUCCUCCAGUCCAUAUACAGUGUGGACGGGGUCCCCGAAGCCGUAACCACGGCAACCUCCAUCCUGCAGGUGCUGGCCACUGACUGUGACUCGGGCCUCAACGCUGAGCUCACCUACUACACCCUGAGCCCGGACUUCAGCAUCUCCCCCCAUGGCACGGUGUUCCCGGCAGGCCCGCUGGACUACGAGAGGCCCAACCACCUGUAUGAGUUUGUGGUGAUGGCGGUGGACCACGGCGAGGAGGCCCACUCGGGCACGGCCACGGUGCGGGUGAGGAUGGCCAACGUCAACGAUGAGGCCCCCGAGUUCUCCCAGCCCGCGUACCGCACAUUUGUCUCGGAGGAUGCGGGCCCCAACACACUGGUUGCCACGGUGCUGGCCAAAGACCCAGAUGGGGACGGGAUUAUCUACUCCAUAACGGCAGGCAAUGAAGAGGGCAACUUCGUCAUUGACAGUCAGAAAGGCCUGAUCCGUCUCCGCUCCACGCCGCUGCCCCGGCUCCAGGGGCUGGAGUACGUCCUCAACGUAACGGCCACCGACGACAACGCGUCCAGGGGCCCGCAUGCGCUGGCUUCCACGGCCAGGGUCAUCGUGGGGGUUGACGACGUCAACAACAACAAACCCAUGUUCGACGAGUGUCAGCAGUACCGCGAGCGCGCCUCCGUGCUGGAGAACCAGCCAGCGGGGACGUUUGUGCUGCAAGCGCAGGCCACCGACGCGGACGAGGGAGCGAACGGGAAAGUAAAAUAUGGGCUAAUGCACCGAGACAGCGCGAUGCCUGCCUUCAGAGUCCACCCAGACACAGGAGUGAUCGUGACGGCGCGGCGCUUUGACAGGGAGCGCCAGAGGGAGUACUCCAUCACCCUCACGGCCACCGACUGGGCCGAGGAGCCGCUCAUCGGCAUCUGCCAGCUCAACGUCCAGAUCCUGGACCUCAACGACAACAGCCCCAAGUUUGAGAACCUGCGUUAUGAGUAUUUCCUCCGGGAAGACACCAUGAUCGGCACCAGCUUCCUGCGUGUCGCGGCCCACGACGAUGACUUUGGCACCAACGCCGCCAUAAGCUACUCCAUGUCCCUGGAGGAGCCCGAGUACCUGAGGGUCCAGCCGCUCACGGGCUGGGUGUACGUCAACCAGCCCAUAUCACAGAGGACCUACAUCACCAGGGAGGUGGUGGCCACGGACGGGGGGAACCGCAGCACGUCGGUGGAGCUGGCCGUCACCAUCACCAACGUCAAGAACCAGCCGCCGCGCUGGGAGAGCCCCAGCUACAGCGUGGUGGUCCCCGAGAACACCGCCAGGGACACGCCCAUCGUGACCAUCAAGGCGACCUCCCAGCUGGGAGACCCGAGGGUGACGUACAACCUGGAGGACGGAAUGGUGCCGGAGACCAACAUGCCGGUACGCUUCUACCUCUCGCCCAACCGGGAAGACGGCUCUGCCUCCAUCCUGGUGUCGGAACCCCUGGAUUACGAGACCACCCCCCUUUUCUCUCUCCGGGUCCGGGCUCAGAACGUGGCGGCGGUGCCUCUCGCGGCGUUCACGACUGUUUACGUCAACGUGACAGACGUGAACGACAACGUGCCGUUCUUCACCUCCUCCGUCUACGAAGCCUCGGUCACGGAGGGAGCGCAGAUCGGCACCCCGGUGCUCCAGGUGUCCUCGCACGACAAGGAUCUGGGACUCAACGGCCAGAUCACCUACUCUCUGCUGAGCGACAGCACUGGGGACCAUGAGCUGUUCCGCAUGGACCCCGCCCUGGGAACCAUCUACACCGAGGCGGUGUUCGACCGCGAGGCGCGCAGCUCCUACCUCCUGGAGGUCCAGUCCGAGGACGGCCAGGAGUCGGCCAGGCCCGGCAAGAACAAACAGCCCAACUCAGACACGGCCUACGUGAGGGUGUUCAUCAGCGACGUCAACGACAACAAGCCGGUGUUCGCCCAGCGGCUGUACGAAGUGGGCGUGGACGAGAACGCAGACGUGGGGCUGGCCAUCGUGACCGUCAGCGCUAACGACGAGGACGAUGGGGCGAACGCCAAGCUGCGCUACCAGAUCACCUCGGGGAACACGGGGGGCGUCUUCGACAUGGAGCCGGAGGUGGGCACUGUGUUCAUCGCCCAGCCGCUGGACUACGAGCUGCAGAAGAGGUACAAGCUGCUGGUGCUGGCCUCCGAUGGGCGCUGGGAGGACUACGCGGCGGUGGUGGUCAACGUGGUCAACAAGAACGACGAGGCGCCCGUCUUCUCCAUGAACGAGUACUACGGCUCGGUCACCGAGGAGCUGGACGGCUCCCCCGUGUUCGUGCUGCAGGUGACUGCCACUGACCCGGACAAGGACGCAGACCAGGGAGCCAUCCGCUACUCCAUCCACGGCCAGGGCGCUGAAUCCCACUUUGUGAUCAACGACAUCACAGGGGAGAUGUACGCCCAGCGCACCAUGAACCGCGAGGAGCGCGCCGUCUGGCGCUUUGUCGUCAUGGCGACGGACGAGGAGGGAGAGGGCCUCACGGGCUUCACCGACGUCAUCAUCAACAUUUGGGACAUCAACGACAGCGCACCCGCCUUCUCCUGCGCCCCCGACGCCUGCCUGGGCACCGUGGCGGAGAACUCCCCGCCCGGGAGCUUCGUCAUGGAGAUGACCGCCGUGGACCUGGACGACGCGGCGGUGGGCCAGAACGCCAUCCUCUCCUACCGCCUCGCCAGGAACUCGCGCGCAGCGGGCGGCGCCGACCUCUUCGCCAUGGACUCCAGCACGGGCACCAUCUCGGUGGCGGCGGAGGGGCUGGACUGGGAGGCGGCCGAGUCGCACCUGCUGAUCGCCGAGGCCCGGGACGGCGGGGGCAUGGUCGGCACGGCGACCGCCACCAUCGCGGUGACGGACCUGAACGACCACGUGCCGCGCUUCGCCGACGGCCGCUGCGGCGGGCGCGUGUCGGAGGCCGGCGAGCCCGACGCCGCCGUGCUGGAGCUGAGGGCGGUGGACCCGGACGGCGGCGCCCACGGGCGGCUGACCUUCACGGUGGUGGCGGGCGACCCCGAGCAGCGGUUCCACGUGGUGGGCCGCCGGGGCGAGCAGACGGCCACGCUGCGGCUGAGGAAGAGGCUGGACUACGAGGCGCCCGGCGAGCGGAGGUUCAACCUCACCGUCAGGGUGGAGGACUCGGAGUUCUCCAGCGCCGUCCACUGCGUGGUGCAGGUGGACGACGCCAACGACAACGCGCCCGCCUUCACCCCCGACCGCCACCCGCCCUCGCCGCUGUCCGAGGACGUCGCCGUGGGGACCAGCGUCCUGCAGGUGACGGCGCGCGACGCCGACUCCGGGCCGAACGGCGACAUCACGUACAGCAUCCUCGCCGAGUCCGACCCGGAAGGACGUUUCUCCGUCAGCCAGACGGGGCUGGUCACGGUGGCCAGGCCGCUCGACCGGGAGGCGGCGGCGGCUUAUGAGCUGGUCGUCAUGGCAACUGACCGGGGCAGCCCGGCGCUGACCGGCAGCGUCGCGCUCCACCUGCCGCUGCUGGACGUGAAUGACAACGGCCCCGAGCUGGAGGCGGCCUACGCGCCCAUCCUCUGGGAGAACAGCCCGCCCCCGCAGGUGGUCUGGCUGAACCAGAGCUCCACGCUGCUGCGCGUCGUGGACAGGGACUCUGCGGCCCACGGGGGGCCCUUCUCCCUGUCCCUGCCGCCGCCCUUCACGCCCGAGUUUCACCUGCAGGACCACGGGAACGGCAGCGGCACGCUCACCGCCCUGCGGAGCUUCGACCGCGAGCGGCAGAGGGAGUUUAAUCUGCCGGUGAUCAUGAGCGACAGCGGCCGUCCGCCGAUCACAGCCACCAGCACCCUGACCAUCACCAUCGGCGACCAGAAUGAUAAUGCCCACCAGGCAGGGGAGAAGGAUGUGUUCAUGCACAGCCGAAAGGGAAGGUUCCCUGCUGCAUUAGGUAAAGUGUAUGCCCCGGAUCCAGAUGAAUGGGACAACAAGACCUACACAUUGGCGUCAAGUGCCAGCAAGUACUUCACUCUGAACCAGAGUUCGGGGGCGCUGACCGUCCGACAGAACACACCAGCUGGCAGUUACUGGAUGAGGGUGGCCGUGUCGGACGGCGUGUGGCCUGAUGUGAUGUCAGAGGUCAGGGUUCACGUCCGGGAUUUGGAGGACAAGGCCAUCCGCUCCUCUGCGUCCCUGCGGCUGACCGGCGUCGAAGCCAGAGAGUUUAUCGAUUCCCGUGUCACGGGGAAGAGUCGGCUGGAGAUAUUCUGGGACUUCCUGUCCAAAUCCCUGUCCGUCAGACCCGGGAGAGUCAACAUCUUCGGCAUCGUGGACGGAGGCGAGGCAAAGACGGUGGACCUGCACUUCUCCGUGCUGACGGACAGCGGCUACGUGCGUCCUGAGAAGCUGCAUGGCAUCCUCUCGGCUCACAAGAAGAAGCUGCAGUCCAUGCUGAGAGCCAACCUCAGCCAGGUGGAGGUGGACAGGUGCGCGGCGCGCGCCGACUGCAAGGCGGCGGGCGGCUGCUCCACGCGGCUCAGCGUGGACGACACGCCCACCCUGGUGGACGCCGGCGGGGGCUUCUCCCUGGCGUCCGUGACCCUGGUCACCGCGGCCACGUGCGGCUGCUCGGCGCGCGACCUGCUCCGCCGGCCCUGCUCCUCCUACUACCCAGGGAGCCCCUGCCUGCACGGGGGCACCUGCCUCGACACGCAGGACGGCUACAGGUGCCGAUGCCCCCUGCAGUUUGAGGGUCCUGAUUGCCAGCAGACUGGAAUUAGUUUCCUGGGCAACGGCUACGCCUGGUUCCCUCCCAUGAAGCCCUGCUUUGAUAGCCACCUCUCUGUGGAGUUCAUGACCGAGGAGGAAAACGGAGUGCUGCUGUACGCCGGCCCACUGGCUACGCUGCUGCCCGGGGAGCCCGAGGACUACAUGGCCAUAGAGCUCAUCGGUGGAACGCCCAGUUUAAAAGUCAACCACGGCUCAGGGACGCUGGUCCUUCAGCUGCCCAACAACGUGGGGGUGGCCGACCGACGCUGGCAUCGCCUGGAUGUACGCAGCAACAGCAAAGAGGUGCGCUUUACCCUGGACCGAUGCUCCAGCGCCAUCGUCAUGGAGACGGAGGGUGUGGACUCGUGGGCCAUGACCGAGGACCGGUCUUCCUGUGAGAUAAGGGGCAUCACCCCUAAUCGUGACAGGUACGUGGAUGGGAGUACGGUGCUGCAGCUGGGAGGGGUGGACCAGAACCUCACCGGCUACGAGUUCCCACAGCUCCGGUACAAGCACUUCACGGGCUGCAUGAGGAACUUGGCCGUGGACAGCAGGAUGUAUGACCUUGGCUCUCCGGCGGCGGCCGUCCACACCGUCCCCGGCUGCAGUCUGACGGACGGACCCUGCGCCCGCGCCGAGCAGCCCGCCCUCUGUGGCGAGAAGGGCCGCUGUCACGGAGAGAGGGGAGAGAGGGGAGAGAGGGGAGAGAGGGGCUCCUCCGUGUGCCAGUGUGGGCCCGGCUACACGGGGCCCCGCUGUAAACAAGCCGUGCCCGAGUUGUCCUUCGGCGGCCGGAGCCACGUGCAGCUGCAGCUCCUGGGCUCGCUGCCCGCCAGGCAGACGCGGCUGCAGGUGGGCGUGCGGACGCGCUCCUCCAGCGGGGUGUUGGUCAGCCUGAUCUCCCCGCAGCAGAACGAGUACCUGCGCCUGGAGGUGUUCCAGGGCCUGCUGUCGGUCCUCUUUAACCUGGGCGACGGAGACUACAACCUCACGCUGCCCCACCACCGCGUGGACAACGGGGACUGGCACGAGGUGGAGCUGGAUCGCUACGGCAAAGAGUUCACGCUGCGCUUGGACGGGGGCGGAGGACAGAGAGAGGUCACCGCGUCGCCCGGGCGCAGUCAAGAGCUCAUCAUCGACCAAUCAGCGGUCAUGAUUGGGAACGCCCUCCCCUCCGGACAUAACCGCAGCUUCCUCGGCUGUCUUCGGCACCUGCGGCUGAACGGGCGGACGAUGCCCCUGGACGGCCAGCAGCCCUCGGAGGGGGUCCAGCUGGUCAGCUCCCAGGGCGUCUCCCCGGGCUGCCCCUCGGACGCCUGCAGGAAGCACCACUGUUCGGCCCCCUUCGUCUGCGUGGACCUCUGGAGGCACCACGACUGCAGAUGCCCCCCGGGACACCUGACUAAAGAUGGCGCCGCCGGCAAGGCGUGCGUCUACACGCUGUGCGCGAGCCGACCUUGCCGCCACGGCACCUGCGUCCCGCACUCCCCCUCCCGCUACUCGUGCCAGUGUGCGGAGGGCUACCGGGGGCGCCACUGCGAGCAGACGCCGUCCAUGUCGCACAACCCGGACGGCAGCAGCCUCAGUAUCAGCUCCAUGUUCGCCAUCUGCAUCUGCAUCCUGGCCUUCUUAGUGUUGAUGCUGGGCCUGUUCAUGUACUCGUGCUGGAGACGGCACAAGGGCCUGGAGGAGGGGGUGUACCACGUGUCUGCGCACCACGGGGAGUGGGAGGACAUCCGGGAAAACGUGCUUAACUACGACGAGGAAGGUGGCGGCGAGCAGGAUCAGAAUGCCUUUAACAUGGUGGAGCUGCAGCGCUCUCUGCAGCCCAGUCCGGCCCAGUCCCUGAGGUACAGCUACCCACAAUGCAUUAUCUCCUACCCGCAGACCAAGCCCUCGCUGGACGGCGGCAGCCGGAGCACCAUGCCCAACGGCAGCGGCAGCGCGGCCAUCGCCCUGCGGCUGGCCGUGCCGCCCUCCGAGACGCAGGCCCUGCCCUCCCCCCUCACCUUUAGGCGCUCGGGCCACAGCCUGUCCUUCUCCAGCCAGGACCUGGCCCGCUACCUGUGCGAGGUCAUCCGGGACAUGGAGCAACCGGGCGGGGCCGCUGGCGGCGGCAGCGGCGGGGACCACCAUGUAGCGGGCGCCAUGACAACGCCGCGCCGCAAGGACCGCGGCCUGGUGUCCGUGCGCUCCCUCAGCUCCCUGAGCGACGGCCAGGGAGCGGCGGCGGCGGAGGAGGAGGAGGGGUCCUCGGAGGGCGGGGCCGCCGCGGGGGCCCGGGGCGGGGCCAAGCAGCAGCAGAGCCUGGGCAAGCUGGACAGGUUCAAGACCCUGAGGGCCGUGGUGGGGGAGCUGAGGGGAGGGGCCGCCGAGGGGCCCGGCCGCUGCAGGAGCCCCGGGGGCCCCAAGGAGAAGCAGAGGGAGAGCAGAGCGCAGCCGAACUGUGAAAAGAGCGGCUGAGCGGGAGACGGGAGGAGGUGCCAAAGGCUAUGUUAAUCAAGGCGCCGCCAGUCGAGGCGGAGCGCGGGGAUGAUGUAGUGCGAGGCUUGAGAACGCCAGGCUGCCCUGGAUGAAUGUCAAGUCUGCCAUUAUUGUACUUUAUCGAUAAACCUGACCAGGAACUCUUUAUAUGAAGUGUUUACCCAUGAAGGAUCUGGUGUGAUGUAUUGUUUACUUGGCACUGCACUGUACAGUAUGUAAUCCACAGGAAGCACAUUCCUGAGAUUCUAAACAAAAUGUCUGGUUUACAGAAGAAAUGUCUGGCAUUGAGUGCGAAAUGUAUUUCCCUUAAGAUGUUUUUUUUGUUGUAAACAAUCAAUAUGAUGAAACCAUUUCUGUGAUGAUAUUGUUUCAUUUGUAAAUCUCUAUUUCAUUGAAUGAAAUAAAUGAAUAUCUUUGAUAA